Messenger RNA from Pleurotus ostreatus (oyster mushroom), 1419 nucleotides. RefSeq lists its product as uncharacterized. The record is from RefSeq and is a predicted model, not a curated record. Gene Ontology annotation, cellular component: fungal-type vacuole membrane. Gene Ontology annotation, molecular function: transmembrane transporter activity. NCBI's taxonomy places the organism in Eukaryota, Fungi, Basidiomycota, Agaricomycetes, Agaricales, Pleurotaceae. The transcript has 5 exons. The coding region runs from base 1 to 1419 and encodes 472 amino acids. Gene Ontology annotation, biological process: transmembrane transport.
AUGACUACUGUUUCCAGGGACAUUCAGCUCGAGCGCAUCCACUAUGGGACGGAACAAUCAGAGCCAGCCGAAAUACCUAACGAAGUUGACGGACUUUCAUUGAACCAUGGUGAAUAUCAAGAGAGCGCUGUUGUACAAGCAGCGGAGCGACCCACGAAACAGUACCAGAUUCUGUUGUUGCUGUCUGGAUUUUUCAUGGCAUUCCAUGUCAACGGAAUCAACUCAGUUUACGGUAUAUUCCAGGAAUUUUAUACAUCAGAGGAAACAAAUGUAGUUGAUGCUCGUGGUCAGGAUACCCUCGUCGCCCUCGUCGGGACGAUUGGUAGCGGUUUGACAUGGAGCGGAAGUAUCUUUGUCAAUCCUCUCAUGGCUCGCAUCGACAAUGUCAGGAUGAUAAGUCUCGUCGGUGCAAUAAUUAUGAGCAUCGGUUUAUUUGCCGCUAGCUUCAGCACGAGGAUGUGGCACCUCUAUCUGACGCAGGCCGUUUUAUACGGCGUUGGUUCGUCGAUGUACUACUUUCCAAUCAUAUCUAUUGCACCGGUGUACUUUGAUCGUCACCGCGGAUUUGCAGUGGGUGUCAUCGCAGCGGGAAGCGGUGUUGGCGGCCUGGUCAUUGCUCCAGUGCUUCAACUCCUCCUCGAUAGAUAUGGUAUUCGUUGGGCGCUCCGGGUGCUAGGAAUAUGGAAUUUCGCGGCGGGCAUACCUGUAUCAUGGGUCGUCAGACAUCGCCCUGGCCUUGGGACUCGUGGGCGUACACGAUUAGACCUACGUUUAGUAACAAGCGGUACGUUUAUUUACCAGUCUCUAGCUGCAUUCCUCCAGGCCGCAGGAAACAUCAUCCCAGUCUACUAUCUAUCAUCGUACUGCGUUGCGGUCCUCAAUUACCCGCGUUCAAUGGGCAGUUUGCUUCUGGCCAUAAACAGCGGUGUAAACAGCGUGUCUCGAAUAUCCAUGGGCAUCCUAGCAGACCGCAUCGGCCGCCAAAACACACUCAUAGCUGGUGUCAUGCUCUCCUCUCUGUCGGUCUUAGCCGUGUGGUAUAAUGCUCCCAGAGCUCAGUUUGUCGCUUUCACCGUCCUCUAUGGGAUAUAUGCAGGGGGAUACAAUGCCCUUCUCCCGACCACGAUCACGGAAAUAUAUGGGGUACAGGACUAUGCUAGCGUCAAUGGCUUCAUCUACUUCAUCAGGGGCCUUGGUUCCAUUGGAGGAGCUCCGAUCGCUGGGGUUAUCUUGGGAAGCCACAAGCGAGGAGCGAAUGCCGCCGAUCUUGCAUCACAGCUUGAUGGACACUUGCUGCGGAAGAGGUAUAACGAUCUUAUUAUUUACUCGGGGGUCUUAUUGGCGGCGGCUGGGCUUUGUGUGACUUAUGUACGAUGGCUUCAUGCUCGUGCUCGUGGCCAAUGGUCCUGGAAGGCGUAG